AUGUCUUCUCAUAAUAAUAAUAGUAACAAUGACUGUCUCAAUCAAAAUCUCGAAGCAAAACGUCGACAAAAUAUUGAAGAUAAUCGUCGUUUUCUUGCUGCAUUAAAAAUUAAUGAUAUUCGUGAUGAAAUCAAAGAAAUAACUACUAGUAAUAAUAAUCAGUGUAAUACUGAAAAUGUUAGUUCAAAUGGACGGAGAGUUAUGAAAAAAGAAUUACAAUCAGAUAUAAUUCGUCGAAGUUCAAGAAUUCGACAGAAUAUUGAUCACAUAGAAAAUUUACCACCUAAAGAACAUAAACAAAAGAAGAAGAUAACAAAAAAUACUGAUGAAAAUCGAACUGAUUCCAUGCCAAAAGUUAAGCUUCAAUUACCUCCUCAUAUGUUAAUACGUUAUCAAUCGACAGGUAAAAAAGUCGCUUUACAUAAUACUAAGGCAAAAUUUGGUGAUGAUGGUAAUGAAAGUCUAUUGAUGUAA
Adineta steineri is the source of this 474-nucleotide messenger RNA. The record is from the annotation of a GenBank genome assembly. NCBI's taxonomy places the organism in Eukaryota, Metazoa, Rotifera, Eurotatoria, Adinetida, Adinetidae.